Messenger RNA from Penicillium angulare, 1380 nucleotides. RefSeq names its product N(6)-L-threonylcarbamoyladenine synthase family protein. NCBI's taxonomy places the organism in Eukaryota, Fungi, Ascomycota, Eurotiomycetes, Eurotiales, Aspergillaceae. The transcript has 2 exons. Gene Ontology annotation, cellular component: mitochondrion. Gene Ontology annotation, biological process: mitochondrial tRNA threonylcarbamoyladenosine modification. Bases 1 to 1380 code for a protein of 459 amino acids. The record is from RefSeq and is a predicted model, not a curated record.
AUGUUCUUCUCCACAGUUUCAGUUGCGGCUUUGCGCAAGUCAGCAAUAGGUAUCUCACGAAACCUACAUAGGCAUAGAAGGGGCCUGCUCACACUCGCAAUCGAGACAUCAUGUGACGACACAUCGGUAGCGAUCGUCGAAAAGACAUCUAAGGACUCCAUUGCAAACAAAGCAAAAAUCCAUUUCUUAGAAAACAUUACCUCCGACUCUCGAGCACACCGCGGCAUUCACCCUGUCAUCGCCCUCGAAUCCCACCAAGAGAAUCUUGCAAAUCUAGUUGAUAAAGCUCUCGCGCAUCUACCCGCCGCCCAGGAUGGACAAAGCUCAAUAAGCCUAAAAGAUGGAUUAAGACGCAGGCGGCCAGAUCUUAUUUCAGCGACCAGGGGACCUGGCAUGCGAUCCAAUUUAUUCGUCGGGCUUGAUACCGGAAAGGCGCUCUCGGUUGCAUGGCAAAUUCCCAUGGUGGGAGUUCAUCAUAUGCAAGCGCAUCUACUGACGCCUCGAAUGGUCUCUUGCCUGGAAGGAAGUAACGAUACCAGCUCCAGCUCGCCGGAACAUAUCGCACCGAAAUUUCCAUUCUUGUCUAUUCUUGUAUCUGGCGGACACUCCAUUUUGGUGCACUCGCGAUCUCUCACGAAUCAUAAGAUUAUGGCUUCAAGCGAGGAUACCGCAAUGGGUGAUACAUUGGACAAGGCGGCUCGCGAUAUUGUACCUGCUUCUAUAUUACAGGAAGCCAAAAGUACUAUGUACGGUAAGACUUUGGAACGAUUUGUGUUUCCGAAUGGUCCAGCAGAUUUCGCAGACUACCAACCUCCUAUAAAUCGUCAAGAAGAAUUGAUCAAGCGACAAAGUUCAUGGGGAUGGUCCCUUACUACUCCAUUUUCCAAUACCCGCUCAUUACAACUCAGCUUCUCCUCCAUCUCAAGCACAGUGAAUAAAAUCGUCAAAGAACGAAACGACCAACUAUCCCACGAGGAACGCGUUGACCUCGGGCGAGAGGCAAUGCGCGUCUGCUUUGAACACCUCGCGUCACGAACAAUCAUCGCGCUAGAGCAUCUUCGAUUACGGAACCCAGAUGACGAGGAGAUCAAAACACUAAUUGUUAGCGGUGGCGUUGCAGCUAAUAAAUUCCUUAUGGCUGUUCUUCGAUCAUUUUUAGAAGUACGAGGGUUCGGACACAUGGAGAUUGUUGCGCCGCCGCCAUACCUGUGCACUGAUAAUGCAGCUAUGAUUGGGUGGGCAGGGAUCGAGAUGUUUGAGGCUGGGUGGCGAACAGAUUUAAGCUGUCGCGCUCUCCGCAAAUGGAGCCUUGACCCACAGUGUGACGAUGGAGGCAUUUUAGGGCCGAGCGGGUGGAUUCAUGAUGAAACAACUCCCUAA